This is a messenger RNA of Xyrichtys novacula (pearly razorfish), 35680 nucleotides long. The record is from the annotation of a GenBank genome assembly. NCBI's taxonomy places the organism in Eukaryota, Metazoa, Chordata, Actinopteri, Labriformes, Labridae.
AUGGAGCCUCUGCGGAAGGAGGGGAAGGAUAAUCCGUCGGCUUCAGCUAAUCUUCUCUCCAAGAUUUUCUUCUGGUAAGAAAACCAGCCCGGAGUGACAGCCGUGUUUGACGUUAAUUGAACUCAAAGCUAUCCUUUUUGACAGUUUGCAGCCACUCAGCACAAACUGUCUUCUGGCUGUGGUAGCAGAUAGUGAAGUAUCUGAACAUACAUAAAUAUAAAUAUGAUAAAUACUGAAAGAAUAAAUCAAAGCUUUAUUUUAAGGAGAUGCACUCUUAUUUCAUAGAAAGGGCUGAAAAAAAGGAGUUUCAAGUUUGAAUAAAGUUUAAAAAAAACUUCUCUUGAAGUAAAACUAUGACAACUUUAUUGAUAUAGCACUUUUUGUACAAAGUUUAAGCAUGUAAAUAAGCGUUGUUUGAAAGGAAAUAGACAAUCAAGUCAACACAAACAAACAAAACUCCAUAAACCUAAAAUUUGGCAUUGGGGUAUCAUAAGAAAGCAUGCAUUUUCUCUCAUUGAACAGAGUGGUACAGGUAUGAUGGAGAUGGACUGUGUUUACAGUAACUGGUGUGAAUUGUUUGGUGUCUCAUCUUUCAGCUAAAACCUUUAAAAGAAGAAGACAUAGAUACUUGCUGUUUUUAAAUCCUUUCAAAACAAACUUAUUUGCUUGGUCACUAGUUGGCUGAAUCCCUUGUUUAAACUUGGGUACGAAAGGAGGCUGGAAGAAGAUGACAUGUACAAAGUUCUCCCAGAGGAUUCAUCAGAAAGACUUGGAGAGGAGCUACAAGAGUAAGACUUAUUUUUUUAAUUUUGCUUGUCUUAAUUAUUAAAAUCUUAUAUGCUGUAUUUGCUAGUUCUUGGAGUUUUAAAGGUACAGGUAUUCAUCUGUGUUAUUUUGUUACAUGAUCUGUGUGUUUGCUCGUCUCCCUCCAUCCCUCUUUUUUGUGAUUUGCUGGCAGUGUUGGCAGAUGGCCGCUUAUCAGUGAGUCCGGUACUGGUCAUCUUUGCCCGUUUGAAGAAAGUUUUUUCUUCACCAUAAGCUUUCUCAUGGUGAAUUAAUGUUUGGCCUCUGGUAAUAAUACAACAAAGAGUUUGAGGGUCAUUUAAUAUCUAUAUCUAUCCUCUUAACUUCUUCAAUCAAACUGAUAAUUAACUGAGCACUCAAGGUUGUCAGGAACCAUAAAUGUUCUUAUAAUCUUUGGUAAAUUGUACUUCUUAUGGACACUUCAUACCCAGAAGUGCAUUUUAAAUUCAAUGAAGAUUAAGAAAAGAGAUUUAUUUAUUAUUCUUGGUAUUCAAGCAUCUUUGAGGUUCAUGUAAUUCUCCUUGAGGGACUGUUGUAAGUCAUAGACUGGGACCUUCUUAUCCAACCGUUAUGUCGCCAACCUCUGACUCACAGAUGCUCACUACUGCUGGGCACCUAUCAGCCUGGACUCUUUCUUUACUGGGCAGACCCCCCUGUUCAACCCCCUUCUCAGGGGGUUUGGUAUCACAUUUGGCACUGAGGCAAGGCCAUCUAAAUAUAGACAGUAACUUCACAUAAGCAGACACUAAUCCCACUACAUCGAGAGUGAAGGGGCGGCUUCUCUAAGAAGCCUUUUCCCCUCAGCUUUGCAUUAGCAAGUUUUCUGCAAUUUAAACUAUAACUUCAAUUUCCAUAAACCUCAGUCCAACACCUGUUUGCUAUGUUUGUACAUAAUCUCAUUGGUGCAUCAUUUUUCUUGCUGUAUCUUUGGCCUGAAAGUGUGAAACUGUGUUUUGAUGUGUUUGCCACUGAUGUGAUGCUAUAAUCAGUUGGUUCCCCAACUCCCCCAACUUGUCAUACAACAAAAAUAAUAUAACAAAACUAGUCAAAACCAGUCAAACGUCAGCCGCUGGUAUUUCCACAUUAAUGUUGUGUAUUUACAUGGAGUAGUUUGGUAUUGGCCAAUCUUCAAGUUUAGGUUUCAGAUUUGGUAACAGGAGGGAAAUUGGUCUGGGAACAGCUCAGCUUUUUUCUGGAUCCACUCAUGCAAAAGGCUCUGUGUUUACAGCUAUUUACUAGAUAUAGAAAUCGUACCACCCCACCUCUAUGUUCACUUUUCCUUGGAGGGGGCCUGAACCAUCUAAUUUUUAGGGACAUUAAGCCCCAAUGUAAAGUGCAUGGAGCAAGUCCAGUCAAGUAUUAUGACUCAUAUAGGUAGUCAAGGAACAGCAGGUAUGAUUGUGUGCUGUCUUUAUAAAACUGUGACUGCAGGGGUGAGCAGAAAAAGCAAUGCUGUACAUUAUAAAUCAUAUCCAAUUAGGAUUCAGUCCGACACUAAGUCCAAAUUGGAAAAUCUCAUUAAUUAUUUUGUCAUUAUGAUGCAGCACUACAAAUAAUUGACUACAGCGCCUCAGUUAAUACUCUAUCAUGUAAAGACGUGUAUGCAGACGGCUUGCCUCUAAAGUUUGCAGCAGUGUAAAAUACAUCCUUAGUCAGUUAAUUUCCAUACCAGCGAGAUAUUAUAAUAGAGGAUUAUUAUUAUGCGUCUUGUGAUUUCUCUGAAGAAGCCCUAAGAAAUGCAACAGUUCAUUAUUGUGAGUAACACAGCUUAAUUACCUCUGCCUUUCUUCGCUCAUUUCAAAGCUACUGGAACAGAGAGGUUCAACAGGCAGCAAAAGACCUGCGCCCACCAAGCCUGACGAAAGCUCUCGUUAAGUGCUACUGGAGGUCAUACUCACUCAUUGGAGUAUAUAUCUUUGUACAGGUACCGUGAAAUCAUAUCUACAAUCUACAUGUUGCAUUAACAGGGAAUUCCUGUACUUUUCAAACUGGGUCAUAUUUUGAUAUUUUUUAGUGUACAAUCUGAGUAACAGACGGCUAUCAAACGUCAAGUUUUUUUUAGACCUAAUUUCAACCGUCUAGUUUCUGUAUAUUUUUAGAUGGAAUUUAGACAUUGCACUUUAACCCAUUAUUCGAAAACUAUUUGUUUCAAAAAGCAACUGUGAGUUGCAUAACUGAUCUCUAGGUACUUAACCAAAAUAAUUAUGAUAGCUGUUGAGCAAUAUACAGUGUAGUAUAGAUAUAGGCCAGAUUUAGACUAAACUUGGUCUUAAUUUAGACAUCUAAAAAAACUUUCAUUUUUAGACUUGUGGUAGCUUGAUUUUAGACCAGUCGUCUAGGCAACAUUUAAACUUCUAUUAGACCUCUUUUGGACCUAAAAAUGGUCAGUGGGAUUAUGCAGUCUAACCAUUUAGAGUUGCUUCAGAUGAUUGCUUUUGUUGUUAGCUGCAACCUGCAAAAAGCAAGCAGUUAAUGUCCGCUGAAAGGAUUUGGUUUUGACACAGAGGGGCUCACACUGUUUUUUUUUAUUUUUAAAGUCAUCACGACAGAAAGGACCCAACUUUCUGAAUCUGCUGUCUGUGUUCAUCUCAAAAACUAAGGAUAGUAAUUGGAGUCUGUCAGAGGCAAAAACUGGCGAUUUAGUGGCAUCACCUUGGUUCUUUUUUGUUGUUAAAUUACAGGUGUGUCACCACAAACAAUCUAAAUAUAUGAAAAUACUACCCAGGUUGAAAAACAGUAACCCCCCUUUGUAAAUUACGUUUUCACGCCCACAUAUUUGUUUUAUUUCUCUUUUCUAUCAGGAAGUUUUUAAACUCAUUCAGCCAUUACUGCUUGGGAAAAUGAUUGAGUACUUUGAGCGCUACGACCCCACCGACACAGCUGGUGUACAUGAGGCUUACUGCUACGCUACAGGCAUCUCCCUGUCAACCAUCACCCUGACCGUCCUUCAUCAUCUCUAUUUCUACAGUGUUCAACGAGCAGGCAUGAAGAUUCGUGUGGCCAUGUGUCACAUGAUCUACAGGAAGGUCAGUCAUUAUACUAUGUUAAUAUGCACAUACUAAGAUCUUUGAUAUUUUCAGCUGGUAGGAUCUCAUUUAAAACUUCUGUUCUGCAAAGGCUCUUUUUCUUGACAGCAAGGCGCUGGCCAAGACUACCACAGGACAGAUUGUAAACCUUUUAUCCAAUGAUGUCAACAAAUUUGAUGAGGUAAUUAUCUUACAGUUUUAUUCCAAAUUCAUAUUUUUACCAUCAAUCCUUCAGACUUUGCCACUUUUUUUCCUCCUCUGUAUCGUUUUCUUACAGAUGACCUUAUAUUUACACUUUAUGUGGAUUGUUCCUCUCCAAGCAGCAACUGUAUUAAUAUUACUGAUGUAUGCAAUCGGCCCAUCAUGCCUUGCAGGAAUGGCUGUCCUCUUUAUCUUGAUGCCUUUACAGACCAUGUUUGGACACUUGUUCUCCAGUCUCAGGUUUGGGUUUCUUCAGCAGAUUUUUGAGUUACAAUUGAUGUUAUUGCUGUAUUGUAUGUGUUUGUGUGUAUGUGUCUGUGUGGUUUUAGGGCUGAAACGGCGGUCCUUACAGAUGACAGGAUACGCACAAUGAAUGAAGUCAUCUCUGGGAUCAGGGUUAUAAAGAUGUAUGGGUGGGAGAAGCCUUUUGCUGCAUUGGUGCAUGAGGUCAGAAGGUAACCUGGUUUCCUCUUAUAUUUCUUUUGUUAUUGUCAACAUAUUCUAUAAUUUCGAAGCAUUUUACUACAGGAAAGAAGCUCAAUUAAAGUCUGUAAAAAAAAAAUUAAAUUAAAAAAAAAAAAAUUCUAUUAGUUACAAAAAUACAUGUAUUUUUUUUUCUGAACAAAUGAUGAAUAAAUGAAUGUCUCUUAUAUUGUCUAGCACAAUAUCCUGACCCUAUGUCCUGUUCUUAUCCAGACUAGAAAUCUCCAAGAUCAUGAAAAGCUCCUACUUGCGUGGGCUGAACAUGGCGUCUUUCUUUGUGGGCAGCAAGAUCAUCAUUUUCAUCACUGUCUUCGUCUACGUAGUGACAGGCAACACGUUGUCUGCUAGCAGCAUCUUUAUGACUGUUUCCCUCUACGGGGCAGUAAGGCUCACCAUCACACUCUUCUUUCCCUUAUCCAUCGAGAAGGUCUCUGAGUCUCUCAUCAGCAUCAGAAGGAUUCAGGUAAGCACAGAUGAUUUUCCUGUUUCCUGUUUUCAUAUAUGAAACUUAGAAAUGUGAAUCUUCUGUUUUAGAAGUUCCUCCUGCUUGAUGAAGUUGCUCUUCAGCUUCUGCGUCCUUCUGUGGCAGAGAAAGAGUGUAUGGUGGAGAUUCAGGAUUUAAUAUGCUACUGGGAUAAGGUGAGAAUUAUCCUCAGCAAUGUGAUUCUACUUUCUAUUCAUAACUUGCUCACAUAUGAAAUCCUUACACUCCUGGAGGGGGAGUUAGAUAAACUUGAAAACCCUAUGACUUUGAAAAUCUGUCAAUAAACUUUACAGACUUGAUCGCUUCUCCAUGUCUGAGCCCUUUGACUUUUCCUCACAGACUCAAGACGCUCCAACUUUACAGAGGGUGUUUUUCACAGUGAAGACAGAGCAGCUCCUGGCAGUAAUUGGACCUGUUGGGUCUGGAAAGGUCAGGUCUGUUCUUAAGAUCAGGUUUACAGACAAAAUCAUGAACUUUAAAUAACCCCAAAUAGUUAUUUAUGUAAUGUUCUCAGUGUUAUUCAUCACAAGCCUUUAAGCAUUGAUUUAGUGAGGUUUAAUUACAUGAUAGGCAGUUGAGGGGCAUUGAAAUGUUCAAGUUUUGCUCACAGCAAUUGAGACUACAAGUUUUUAAAUGUGAAGAAAACACAAAGACAGCAUUUAUGUUGCACAUUUAUCCUGUACUAGCAAACUCCCACGAGGCAGCAGCUGUAUUCACGCAGCAGUAUGUAUUUUUUUCUUAUUUUUUUCUUUACAUAAAUGCCCGUAAUUAUUUUUCUUUUUUGAAAUACACUCUUUAGAUUCCUUACAAACAACACUAGCAAGGCUAAUUUGCUAAUUGCCAUUAGCAAAUGGAAAGGCAUAGGAAAAGUUAGCCUGGUAACCCCAAACUGUACAUUAUCGACAAAUUCUUUAUUUGGUGCCACCUGACUUCUGGCUCCACUAGCCUCCUAAAUUUGAACAUAAUUUGUUAUUGUUUUCAUUCUUUAUUGGUGUUUGUGUAUGUUAGUCUUCCCUCCUCAAUGCCAUCCUGGGAGAGCUGAGUCAGGAAAGUGGUGUGGUGAAGGUCAAAGGAGACCUGACAUACACGCCUCAGCAACCUUGGAUUUUACCUGGAACCAUUCGGAGCAACAUCCUAUUCGGCAAAAAGCUCAACCCCCACAAGUAUGAGAAAGUCCUGGGAGCCUGCGCCCUCAAGAGAGUGAGAAGAACUUCUUAUUGAGUGUUUUGUUUGUGUUAGCUUUACCGUCAAGUGUAGGUGUAGUGUCAUGUGUAAAUAUGAAAGAAUACUAAGAGUCGGGCUUGGACCCUGUUCAGGACAUGGACCUGAUACCAGGUGGUGACCUGGCAGUUGUUGGAGACAGAGGGGCCAACCUUAGCGGAGGUCAGAAGGCAAGGGUCAGCUUAGCAAGGUGUGCUGAGAAACAAAAUACUACUGCACUUUUAGAUUGGUGUCCAGGAUGAAGAUAACCUGCUGGGUGUGUUUGUUUGUCUUUUUUAGAGCAGUGUAUCAGGAUGCAGAUAUCUACCUGCUGGAUGACCCGCUCAGUGCUGUGGAUGCUGAGGUGGGACGACACCUGUUUGAAGAGUGAGUGUUACCCCUGUUAUUAUGCUUUAAUAGAAGUUCAGCUCUGUGAGGCACUUUCAGGUUGUAUUAGCUUUGGCUCCCCUUGUGGACAAAGUUACUUUACCUUGUCCUCUACAUCAGUGGUUCUCAAGUCCAGUCCUCGAGGCCCACUGUCCUGCAUGUUUUGGAUGUUUCCCUGCUCCAACACACCUGAUUCAAAUGAUCAGCUCGUUAUUAAGCCAUUACAGAGCUUGAUAACGAGCUGAUCAUUUGAAUCAGGUGUGUUGGAGCAGGGAAACAUCCAAAACAUGCAGGACAGUGGGCCAAUUUGCACCAAUUUGAAUUUCAGUCUCUUUUUUAUAUAUCCAAACUCCUCACAGGAGCUUUAAAUGGAAAGUACUGCAAAUUUUAGUAAGUCGGAUGUAGAGAAUAAGGUCUAUAUUUCCUCAGGUGCAUCUGUGGACUUUUGAAAAAGAAGCCUCGCAUCCUGGUUACUCAUCAGCUGCAGUACCUGAAGGCUGCAGAUCAGAUAGUUGUCCUAAAAGAAGUAAGUCUUAACCUAUUUCUUAUUUAAAUUUCUCUAAAUAAGAAAAAAAAUGGUUGUAAGACAAACACUCGUGGUAUUUAUGCUCUGAGGAGUUAUCAUAAUUAAAAUCAUGCUGUAUGUUUCAGAAAUAUAGACAUUCAGUAAUUUGUCUUUGUAUGCUAUCACUGCGUGCUCAUAUUUUAUGGGUCACUUAUUUGGCCAAAUAUUACAUUGGCAUAAAUGUUCAUGUAGUUCACUUCUAAAACUACUAAUCUACCUGCACUUGUACAAUGCUAAUAAACUUAUGCAUCCCUGAAAAAUACUGUAAAUAUACUCUUCUGUUGUCGUAUGAAAUCAUGUCAGGUGUCAGAAGUGAUCUGUCCUGUUUAAGUAUAUAAAAAAGGCAAAAAUAACAAAUAUAAGGAGAUGAUAGAUGCUCGUUCUACAGCUCCACUCUUGUGGCCUUCAAGCUGGCUUUGUGUUUCGGUUUUCAUGCUGUUAACUGCGCUUCCUUUUUGUCAUUGUCAGGGUCAGAUGGUGGCACGUGGGACCUACACUGAAUUGCAAAGCUCUGGUUUGGACUUUGUAUCCCUGCUGAGGGAGGAGGAGGACAACGAAGAGGCAAGGCAGGGCAUGACCUCAAUCCCUGGGACUCUUCCUCACUGUGCCCAGUUGCUUUCCGACAACUCAAAGUCCUCCAUGUCCUCCCUCUCCUCCUCUCAGCGCUCUUUGAUUGAGGGAGCAGAGCCACUUGUAACGGUAUGUACAUCUGACUUCACUGCGGUUGAUAAAAAGCCUUUUUCCAUCAAGUUUAAAGCGUGCAUGUUGAGCUUUCUUUUUGUGGGAAAAAAAAAGGACAUGUUGUUCAAGCUUUUGACCACUAGAGGGCAGAAGGUACUCAUACUUUUCCCGCUGCUUAUUACAGCGUUAUCUGGAGUGUUUUUGGAUGAUAUUUAUACUAGUGUCUGUCCGUAGGAAGUGCAACCUGCGGAGGAGGAACAUCGCUCAGAAGGAAACGUCGGCCUGCGUCUGUAUGUGAAAUAUUUCAGAGCAGGCGCUAAUUUCCUGGUCCUCCUGGUCCUCAUUUUACUCAAUGCCCUAGCACAAGUGAGUUAAUUCUCUGAAAUUAUUCAAGGUAUGUUAACCGUUUUUGAAAUUUGAAAAUGUUGCUAAACUUUUGUUUGUUGAAACUGAACAGUUCUUGAAACUACAUCUUGAUAUUAUCAUGAUAUUAUUUGUCGUGUUUGAUUUCUGCUUUUUGUUUUUUUUUUUAGAUUACAUUUGUUCUUCAGGACUGGUGGCUGGCUUGCUGGUGAGUUUAUAUUUCUUUAACACACACAAAAGACAAAACUGCUGGUGAAAGAGGAAAAAGGCAGGUUUUGUUCGCAGCCAUUUUUACCGUACAAUAAAUAAUGAUUUGAAAAAAGGGAAACUGAACCAAACUGAAUUUUUUUUGGUAUUAUGUUUUACUUGUUAAGACUGACCUUGUGUUUCAGGUGAAGAGAAAUGCGUUUGUACGUCUCUGCAUGUUGCAGCUUUAUUUCUUGGUUGUGUUUAUUUGUCCUUGUAGACUUUUGGUUCUUUUGUGGCUGACUUGCAGGGCCUCUGAACAGAAGCACAUCAGUGUGACAGAGCACCUCAAUGGCAGCUUCCCUCGGCAGCUGGACCUUGACCUGUACCUAGGUGUUUACGCAGGUGAAGCUCACCAAGCACACAUUGCUCUUUGUGUACUGUUGAGUCUCUGAAUACGCCAGGCAUUCAAUGAACAGAUCCACAGUUCUUUGGCUGUGGCCCAAGGCCUUCAAGGCCCAGUGUAUGUGUACACGGGCCUCAGCUGUACAGAGAGAUAGCAGUACCUUUCUUGUUGUCUGCCGUUGGAUUGUUCUGAUUGUCUCCCCGUGACUCCCAACCUCUGCACUCUUUCACACUUUGUAUUCACAGUGAAUAAUCCACAUUCAAGACAAAAAAUGUCAUUGAAGGAGAACCUUAAGUGGAAUAUUUUUUUGUGUGUGUCAUUCAGCAUCCUUAAUAGUGGCCUUAAAUGCAUAGCUGACCUUGGAGCAGGGACAAAGAUAGUUUUGUAGUGUGCUGAUGGGUUUUUUUCUGUGCUUUUGUCAGGUUUAACAGCCACUUCAGUAGUGUUUGGCUUCCUCCGCACAUUGGUCUUCUUUAAUGUCCUGGUGAGCUCGGCGCAGACCCUACAUAACAGCAUGUUUACUGCCAUCCUCCGGACCCCUGUACACUUUUUUGACGUCAAUCCAAUAGGUAAGCCGCUCACCUCCCCUUCAAGGUGUCAUUUAAAUAACUGAUAAAUAACAGAAAUGAUAAAGGAGACACAGAAAUGAUGGGAAGGUCUUCAGAGGUAAACAUCCACUGAAGUUAUUUUUCUGACGUCUGACCACUAGAGUGCAGACUGUUACUGACUCUGUCAUGUUUCCAUCCACAUCACAAACAUCCACAUGUUUGCCCUUAACUUCACAGUCGAUCAAUACUCUCAAGUUCUCACUGACACCAAGAUCAGAAAAUGUCAGACUCCAAAUUUUGAUUGUAUUUCUCCUUUAAUGUGCACACUACCACCAAACAAGAAACACACUUGAAGAUUAUUAAUUUAAUUAUCUCAUUAUUAAUUAUCAGUAAUGAUUUAAAAAAUGAGCUCUAAAACAAAGACUCUGCUCAGUUUGAGGUUUGGUUUUAUUUUUAUAAGAUUUCUGUGAUUUAAAUCUUUAAAUGUAAAUUGUCUAAAUGUAAAAGGAAUUUGUUUGACUGGAGGGUCAAUUAAUUGAGAAACCCAUGUGACAUGACUUGAUGUAAAACUAUAAUAAAUUCAAAUAAUCAGUACAUAGAGUGCCAUCUUCUUUUAUCAUGCGCCCAAAUGAAGAGCAAACAAUCCUUUUGAGUGAAUACUGUUUGCAUUAGAUCCUGGACAGUGUACUGUUUGGAUUGUCGAGCUGUGCAAAUACACAGGUUUGCGUGUUGUGCGCCGUUUAAAAUCAGCAAUUAUUUCAUUAUCUCUGUUGGCUUUAGCUGACAGGUCAAUAGAUUUUGCAGAUGGACAUGAUUUUAAAAGUGAGUAAACACUUUAAAUAUGUUUGACUAAACUGCGAGGGGACGUUUUUUUUUUGCCACCUUUUUUGAGUGCAGCGCACUUCAAGAUUUGUUAAAAUAAUUCCUGAAUUGUUUCCCUUCCCUGGAUUCUCCUUAUCCCUUUGGUUCUGUAGUUUAAAUUAAAUACCUUUUUUAAUUAGGUAAAAUAACGUCACUACUAUCUGUCAUUCACAUCCAAAGUCAACUGUCAAGUGGCCCACUUUGAUAACUUUUAAUUUUUCUGGGGCAUUGUUCACCUGUCAGCAGAUAAUUACUCAGCCUAAUCUCUUCAUAGUGACACGCAUGUACUACACAAUCAGCUCGGGUGGGAAUUCUCUACAAGAAGGGAACUUGUGUCUGUAUAAUGAGUCAUAAUAAGCUGUUAACACAAGUCUAAAUAUGAUUUGAGGGUGUUCAGGAGCUGGUGGUUUCUCCUGGCAUUAGAAGUGGGUGUAGCGACAAAGCUUUCCCUUGCAGAGCUGUGUUUGGAGCAAACACCACAGGUCUUAAAAUCUUCGGCUUUUGUUUUUCCUGCUUCUGCUGUGCUAUGUACCGGACUACCUGACAGCUUAUCUGGGUGUGCCUGGCUUGGUAAUCGCACGAGAAGAGGACAAACACUUUGAAUAACAUUAUAAUCUGUUUAAUAGCGCAGCAAAGAAGAGGCUUAACAGACGCUGCUAUCUGAUUGCUGUUGUGCUGCUAUCAGUAACCAUUGUAUGACCAGUCCACUCAUUACAGCUUGGCCUCCAGGCUUGCAAACAGCGGUGUGUUUCUGACUCGAUUUACAGAAAAUUAUCCUUUUUGCAUUCAACAGAAGAAUAAGCAUUAACAUGAGCCCUUUCUAUUUGUAAAUAUAUAAGAGAUUCACUUGUUUUCGGUGUAAUUUUCACUUGCUCUGUACUUCCUUCACUGAUUUAUUCUCUUGAGUGUAACCUAGCUGAAAAGAUCAGGACAAAGAAAGGCAAUGCCAGCCUUGCAGAGUCCUUCUUACACCUUCUUUUUCAUCCUGAUGUUUUGCUUCUCUCAAAAGACUUUUCUCCAUUUCAACACUGACUGUCACUUCCACGAAAGCCGCUUCUUCAUGCACUCCUGUCUUGCGAUAAUUGUGAGCGAUGUGUGACUGUGCGCCUGUGUGUUGUGAAGGAUUUGACAAUAGUUUACAUGUGUAAGUGAUAGGUGUGCUGCUGCUGCUGUUGCUGCUGAACAGGCCUACUGUUUGAUGGCUGUCCAUGAAAGUUAAAGGUUACCAUUUCAAGCGCUGCUGCACAAAGGUCUUAUUUGUUAUUCUGUGAAUGUGGUUUGUAACAAUAGAGCACAGCAGUGGUGAAUUAUGAUUGAUGGAUGGGCUUUGUAGCUUUUCUCUAUCAGCCAUUGAACGCCUCUGUGGUAUUUCAAUCAUAUUUCUGUGUUAUCUUUCGCACUGUGUAGAUAUAGUUUGGGGCUUUUACUGAUUAAAACUUUUAUAUUUCAACAAUACUAUUUGAUGACAGAGAGAUAUGUAGAUGAGGACGAUAAAUCUGCAGACUGCCGUUUCCCACUUUUCCCGACUUAAAAUAUUCAUGUUUGCUGAAUUUUUAGCAAUAUGUACAGUGUUAUUACAGCUGUUCACCCAAAUGUGAUCCAGUUAGAGCAGCACAGACAGCGGUGGAUGUGUUGAGCUGAUGUUGAUCCCUCUAAUUUAGUGUCAUUGAGUGGGCUAAUCCCCUCAGAGACUGCAGGCCAGGGCCUCAGCGCAUCAGCACUGUCAAGGAGUGGAGUUUCAGUCAACACACACACACACACACACAUACGUUUACACUUCUGCUGUCCUGCUUUCACUCCGGCAUGGUGGGCCAUCUCAGCACCAGGUGUCACUCAGUUUGCUGUUGACACACAGGGAACAUUAGAUCGUCUGUAGUGGGUGAUGUGAGAUUCUAAUUGUGUCUACAGAGGCAGUGUUUUUAAUGUCUGUAUUUCAGGUCUAGGAUGCAAGAGUGUUAAGAGCAGAGUGGAGGAAGUACUGCAGAGAGGGUGAUGAUAUCGAGGUGUGUAAAUUGAAUGUGGAGAUGGAGCCGUGUGUGUGUGUGCAGCGCGGCUGAUAGGGCUCCCCCUCGCUCCGCACUUCCACUAUUUAAUUGCAUGAAAGGGAAGGAGAGGAGAUUGCAGGAGCCUGGCGGUGUGAGCGAAGAGAAUGGAUUUAGAAUGUAUUAGUAUUGGCAGCAAGGUGCCGGCGGUGGGAGGCUGCCCCAGGCCCGUGGGCCCCUUCAUGGAAGUGCAGGUGAGCUGUGCCACCUCCAGCCUUGGCAGCCCCCCUCCCCAGUAUUCCUUCAUUAUCGCACUUGCCUCACUGAAAGGCCCCUUCCGUCUGCACUGGGGCCCACACAUGGAGCGGCUCUGAGUUUACUCCUUAUCUUGAUGUUUACAGGGAACAGCGAUUUGCCACACGCCCCUCUCCAGCCGGACCCCUCUGUGCCAUUUCUUUCAGUAUGAUUGGGGGCCCUGCUCACCUAAUAUCUCCACCUUAAGGGGCCACCUUGGUUGGGAGGGCUUGAUAUUUUCUGAGCUUGAAAAAGUGGUGCAAAUCACCCCUGGAGUCUUCAAGCAUGAGAAAUUGUUUGAUACUAAUGCUGCUGAUAUCCCGAAACAUCUAUCCUCCUCUCCACACAAUAGGUGAUAUUGUUGACAACCACCCAUAGUGAUUGAAGCCUUUGUCCCAUGCUGAUCUUACCUCAUAGGCAUUUCCAUGCAGUGAAUGUCUUUGUGUAACUGCAUCACUGUAAUGUAUCCCCUCUAUAGUGUGUGCAGGAUGGAGAAGGGUCUUUUACUUCAUCCCCUCUGAAACUCUGUGUUAACUGAGCCGCUUGUCAAACAGCUGAUAGCUGACUGAUGUUCCCUGCUCUAACACCCUCUAACCAUGGUAUGAUGUAACCCAGAGAAACCUAGCCUUUUCUUAUUGCCAUUGUUUGUCAGAUAUGCAUGAAUUUGGGUCAUCUAUGGCUUAGACAGUAAAAUUACAUAAAAAUAUUAUUGGAUCUUCCACAAACACACUUUGACAAGUACUUCCUUCAGCGCCAGACUAAAGCUGCAAUAUUCCCCACUAGUGUAGUAGCAGCUCUACCCCCUUGCAUGAACCCUCCCCUCGGGAUGUCUGUAUGCUAAAGGGGCACUCACACUGUGAAUAAGAUUAGUCUGCCUCCAAGUGUACAACAUGCUUACGCCACUUGACUUUGAAUCAGUGCUGAUUUGGAGCAUUGCUGGGUUGUUGCAGGGAAUAAUGCUCUGGCUGGGUUUUUAUGCAAUGGCUGUUAUGGGGAGCCCGGCCUCGUCUGCAUGCAUGUUUUUAGGCAGGAGCGGCAUUUUGGAUAAAGCUGUAAGCUGCUUACGGCCGUGGAGAGAGGUGAUUACAGGGCCCACCUCCGUAGGACUGACUGGGAAGCUGGGAGGCAACUUUUAGGUCAGUGGUGCCAUGGCUCUACCACGCCUCCCGAGCGCCAUACCGUCACAUUGUGCCAAUGUGCGGCUCAGUUGUUCCCUCUCGCGGUCCCGUACCAAGCCCCUCCCUGAUUCGUGGCCUUUUAAAGCCUAGAUAAACUCAUCUGUGUGCUUGAGUUGUUAGUUUCAAUUUAUCUGAGGCUGUGUUCUUUAUUUACAGAUAUUAUUUGUGGAGUAAUGUGUCAAAUUGAAGCGUUGUUGGAGUACAGUACAAGCAUUAUAACGCAAUUUAUAAGGUAUUUGACUGGGAAAAUACACUAUAGACUACACACAACUGCUUUUUCAUGGCUUUUAACUUGAGCCCAGCUCUUGUUGUGGCAGUUCUGGCACCGCUCUGGUACUUUUUGUCUGCCUCUGAGAGUCUGCGGGCUUCCUUCAGGGACAGAGAUAGAGAAAGCCUUUCUGUCUUGCUUGCCUUUAGCGAGUGUAGUGUGGGGAUUUGCUAUCACUGACCCUGCAGUAAACAGUGUGUGAAAGCAGCUGGAGUGUAAUCUUAUGUGCUGUGGGAUCAGAAUAAGGGAAGGGGAGGGGGUUGGUGGGGGCAAAGUUACUAGAGGAGUAACAAUAAAAGGCAGCACCUGCAGAGCACCAGGCAAAAUAAUGAACACCUGAGCAGAUUGGAUGCAACUCAAUUAACGUCACCAACACUGCCUUUCAGAGCAUAAAGGCAGGUACGCAGCUUCUGUUGCCCUUUUGUUUACGAACAAAAGGUUCCCUCACGUAUUCAGCCAAGAGUAGGCUAGUCUCUAUGAAAUACUAGACAAAUAAUGAUUCAUUGUUUAAUCUGGAUAGGUCUGUGUUCUAUCACACUCAGUGUAUCUGCUAGAUUAAUAUGGAGGGGAAUCUUGUAUUAGUUUUUGUAUAGUUUGGUUUGAAUGACAGGAAGUGAAUAGGAAUUGUCUUUAAAGCGGUGAAGAAAAGCAACAAGAAAAAGAAUAGUAGACUUUUACCACGAGUUGUAUCUUCAAAUAGCUUGUACAGCUAUUUAAGACUAGAUGCCACCCUCUUUCGAUUUUUAUUUUUACAUUUGUUCCAGAUGUACAAAUCCUGAAUUUGACAUCUUCAUAAUCAGAAAUUCUGCUCUCAGUCACGUGACUCUAUCUCAGUUUUUUUUUUUAGUCUACUGUCAUCUAAUUUCUUUUUUUGUGUUGUGCUAUUUCCCAGGAAGGAUCCUCAACAGGUUCUCGAAGGACAUCGGUUACCUGGACUCUCUGCUCCCAUGGACGUUUGUGGACUUUAUCCAGGUGAGUCUCACCUCGGCAGGUUUGGUCGCUGGCGCUGCAGCAUGGGAAGGCCAUUUCAUGCCUGGCUAAACCUGCUUUGUGGUCCGGGUCCCCUAAUCUGGAAACAAUUACUGUAGGAUUACCCGCCAGCGCAGCCCAGCGCCUGCACAGAUUUAAUAAAAGUGUGCACAUAGGCUGAGGGCGUGGCCCCCUCACUGUGACACAACAGAAGCGGCAUCUUCAGAGAAUGUGUAUGAAGACUAAGCGAGUUAUUGGGAGAGUAAAAAGGUACCAAAGAGGGAAUAAAAGGCAAGUGGAUGAUGGGGAGGGUAACAGUAAGGAGGAGGAGGAGGAGGGGGGUGACGAGGAUGAUGUGUUGAGUGGCAAAGGGAAGAAGUGUGAGCAGCAGGCGUAUGAUGUGUUUUCAGGAGAAGAACUGGAACUAUGGUUGAGGGGGAAGGGGACAGGUCACUUGGAACAGAUCCAAGAGUGGGACCUGCCCCUUUUAGUGCAAUUCACCUAAUGCUCUACAGUCUUAGCCAAGGUAGCCAUGGGCCACCCUGGUGCACGGCCAGGUUGGGUUACCGAAUGCCACCCUGCCACCGUGACAGCCAUCUCCCACGAAAGCCCGCGGAGAUGAGCCAGCUCAUGCACCUAGUGCCACAAAGAAGGGAAUGUUCAGCGCACAAUUUGAGGUAGAGGAGCAGGCGUGGCUCUUUGGUUCAGGCCGAAGAAUAGAACAAAGGCGCACUGAAAACGAAUCCCUCUUCCACAAUGCCUGAGUGAUGUUUGUGGCAGAUACCCAUCUCACAGGAGACAAAAGCCAUCUUAAAUGCUGAAAGCACAAAAGAUCAUAUGCACAAAAGCUUUUUGUCUGCUAUAGUUUCCCUCAUUUUGAUAAUAAGGUGAAUAAUGGCCAGAGUAAAAUAAUAACUUUGUAGAAGUUCCAGCUAAAACAGUGAAAGUAGACUAGGUGAUUCACUGCAUAUAUAUAACUUAUCUAUCCUGACAUAUUAGUUUCAAACAGCAUUGAUAAGGUAGUGGAAACAGACUAUAUUAUCUCUGUUAAUGUGUUGCAGUGACUAUUCUGCUCAAGUUUUCCUCGAUAUACUGUACACGUGUUUUCUGCCGCAGCUACAGAGAGAGGGAAGUGACGGUGACAGAGGACGAAAGUGGCAUCCUUUGAACAAAACACUUUUGUUUGUGCUGCUUUCUGCUCUUGUUUGCAGGUGUCUUUCAUGGAGCACUCUUUAAUGCUUUCAGGAAGGACCAUUUUCACUCUUUUUAUCACAGUAUUAGCCGCGCAGAAAAGCUGCUGAUCCCGACUAUUGUUGCUCAUUCGUGGAGGGACAUUUCCCCAUAGUCAUUGUUUAAAUGGUUGUCAGGGGGGAAUAAAGUGAAACUUCAUAAACAAUGGCCUAACUGGUUUAUCUCUCUCUAUGGGGAGAGGCCGCUUCUGUGCGAGGAUUUGCACCAGAGCCUCCCCCUUUAUGGUGGAGUAAGCACUUCACAGCCCCUCAGUACUGCCCCCUCAAACCCGCCUAACAAGGGGAUUCCCUCCAGCUGGGGAACCUGGUUACACCCCACAGCCCGACUUUUUUCACAGGUCUCAUUUAGUAGUAAUUUGGUGUAUUGUAGGAUAGGCCCUUUCUCUUCCCUCUUUAUGGUCAGGGGACAAUGACAGAAAUGUCAAUUAAAAACACCUCAGGCUUUCGGGACUGUCGGCUUUUGUGUAGCCUUGACCUUUAAAUCCUGGGUUGCUUCUAUUUCCACAGAGGGGGCAGAGGAGGAGGCCAAGACAAUGAGGGGUGAGUUCAGGGGUCUUUCAGUGGAGGAUUUUGUGUGAAGGCUCUUGACCAAGUCACACCACUAACUGUGAGGUCUGUAGCUGCAUUCAUAGGUCUCCUAAAAGCAUUUUGUCAGCAUGCGAAUACUAAGGAACAACCUGAAUUUACUUUCGUUUGACUUAACCUGGUCGGACUAAUGUCAAUGAAAUAUAAACAUUAGCUCAUAAAUACUCAUUCACAGCAGUAAGCCCCACUGUCAUCAGGAGGAGAAAAUUGAUCGCAUGCCGAGAAAGUGAGAGCAUUUCUGCACAUGGUAUGCAGACCAAAAGGGCAGCGCAGAAGUACCCAAGACGUGCACAAACACAUAGCAAAAAUGGCUUUUGUUUAAAAACACUGGCGGGUGGAUCGUUGUGUGAGUCUAUGCAUUGUGGCACAUUGUGUGUCAGGCCUUUUCAGCGGCUUUGUGGGAUAUGAGAACUGCUGACGUAACCGCUAGCGCUGUAGGAUGGGAUUUCACCGGCUUUCUCGGCUUCUUUACCACGCUGGUGACAGAAGAAGCGAAGAAUGCACUGGCUUCAGGCGUUACACAGGUUAUCCUGAGAAACACUGGAGAUGGGCCUGUGUGCAACUAUAUAGGCUGUGCCAUAAAUCCCCUCUGUGCAUUGUUUUAUGACAGUGCUAUUGUCUUCACACACAAGGUGAAGUGACACAGAAAGGUGAAUGACCUGAAGACUAACUUUUAAAGUUUUUUGUCCCUGUUAAACAAAAUGGAGUAAAAAAAAAAAGAAAAAAGAAAACAGUAUUUAGUGUUUGUGUGUUUGUGGGUGUGCUGAGCCGGCCACUCAGCAAUACCACACACGGUCAUUUGAUGGCGAGCAUCGGCCAGCCUCCAGCCUGUGUGUAUGUGUGGUCUCCCAUGAUGCCGCGGUCCAGCACCUCAGCCACUCUGACUCAGUCAAACAGGCCUGGGAACUUACGUUACAAAGUCCUAAUCUAAUCUAGGAUCUCACCUCAUGUCACAAUGAUGCAGCGAGUGAAUUUUGUGCUUUCCAGGAGAGACUUUUUUUGACUUUGUGUAACAGUUUGUGUUGUUUUCAAGAGGAAGAAAAAGAGCAGUGGCUGAAUGAUUUUCUGGACACAAGUGAUUUAUAGUAGAGAGGGAGAGAAAGAGAGAGAGAGGGAGCAUUUCAAAGGCUUUCUCUUAUUUCCAAAAUGGGGUUGGAAAUCAGCAGCUUGACUGAGCCCAAAUAAGUGACUUCUUUUACCUUUUCACAGCACACAAAAGCCUAAUCCUAGGACUACUUGAACCACCAAUGUAGACAGCGACUGAGACCACCACAGUAUGUGUCAGACCCUCCUCACCGCACACAAAAACACAUUGACUGCAGCUUUAUGAAGUGAAAAUGGCCCAGAAAGGGAAAAUGUGAAGGAGGUGUCCACAGUCAUUUCUCUCAAAGAAAGGGCCACAGCAUCUGGGUAUUUAAUGCUAAAAUAAAGCCCAAAGACAGAGCAGAAAGGAUCGGGUCACUUCUUUUGUCCUGGAGUCAGAGUGCAACAGCCCUGUUUUGUUUCAGUGCCACUGACCCUUGCAACUUAUUGUGCCGCUCUGUCAGGGAAAAAAGAAAAAUUCCAGCGAUGACAGAGGACUUCUUUUGAGGAAUUUUCUUUUCCAACCAUGCUUUCCCUGCAUUUCCUGUUUUGUUUGCACAUUUUUUUCCUUCCCGGUGGCAAAUAUUCAACACCGUCAGUAAAUAAAGGGAGGAUGAAAAAGAGGUUGUAAAAAGCAUACUGAUUCUUUGUGUCCGCAGGGAUGUUUAAUUAAAGAAAAGUGUUUAUUUUCUGCUGCGGAACAACAGUCGCUAUCAUUGCCAAACACAAAUAUAGCAAUUAACUUCAAUUUUCUACAUUUAUUUGGACAUCAAAGAGCCGAUAGGAUCACUGCGAAAAUAAAGCAAUUAGGGUCAGCAGAGAUCUCAAUGGUCUUUGGGCGCAGCAGUGUGCCCAGUUUGCUUGAAUGACUGAAUCACAUGCGUGCGGUAGCUUUCUUUUCUUGCUAAAGAGCAAUUAGUGGUAAUUCUUUAUUUAAACUGUUUGUAUACAAAACCUUUUAUCCUUUUAUCCACUUUUAUGUGCAGCGGGAUGUGGCUUUGGGAGUUUUCUGUUCCUGUGUGGUUUCAUAGGAGAUAUGGAAGUGGACUGAGGAGGGGGUGAGGUGUAUGCUCGUUGGAUCACUUAUCUGAGGCAUCUGUGUGUAGUGUGGGUGGGGGGCCACGGUGUUCCCGAUGCUGACAUGAUAAGCGGCAGACCACGCAAAUGGAUCACAUCAAACAUGGCCUUGGCGACGGCGGGCCCCAGGGAGCAGGAGGAGGCAAGACUCCUAUCUAAUGCUUCCUUUUCCUCCUCCGUCCCCUCAGUUGACCCCUCCGUGAGAUAAACCUGCCUUGGAUAAGCUUGGCCCACGACUAAAAUGAGCCAAAUUAGAAUUUAAAUGAACCCGCCUGUAAACAUGAAUGAGCAGUGUCACUGUUUCACAAGACAAACAGUAUAUAUGAUAAGACGUUUGUUCAGUUAAUAUUUGAGCCCCUUUAAUGGUAGGCUGGAUAACCCGCAGUGAAGGCUCAUGUGCCUCCAUCUCACUUUGCAGUCUGGUUAGCCUUCCAUCAAGGCUAAGAUUGAAACUUAUGUACUGUGAAAUUCUCAGGAUCAGUUGUGCUCAGUAGCUUGCACUCACUGUUUGAUUGUGUAGGCUCCACUACAGCAAUGGUGAGACUGGUAAUACCCCUCUUAUCAGAAGUGCAAAUGGAAUCAAGUAGCUUUUCAUCACAAAACUACACUGAAAGUGAUCAUGCUUAAACGUGUGCUUAAGUGGCAGAUAACAUCCGUAAUUAAGGCGCUAAAUUAAAUUUUCAUCUCUCCGGGCCAGUCUGAGACCACUGAAGGUAACCGUUUGAUCCUAAUCUCCACGACUGAGGAUUCAUCUUUAAGGAUGGGUCUAAUUUCAGGGUGUGAGGUUUCAGUUUUAUCAUCUUCGAAUCAAGUAGAAAGUAUGUAACAUAGUAUAGCUUUCAGUGAAGAAAAAAAGGGCUCACGUGCUCAGCGCUGAAAGAAAUAGUCAGGGCGAUUUCCUCAGUGAAAGUAUUUAACAGUGAACACACACAUUGUGAGGAAAGUCCCUCACUCGGUUUGUUAAACGAUUCCUCAAUGAUCUUUUUAUUCUAUAUAUGGAAUUUUGGAAUCUGCUCUCAACCAAGGAGCAACAGAGUCCGGGCUUUCUCAAUUUUCUGUAAACUUUAUUCAGUUUUUUCACAUUUUGUCAACUGCUUAUGGAUAUUUCUGCUGGGAGAAGAGUUUAUUUAAGAGUAAAGGUUUUUUCAUUGAGAUGGAGCAAAUCUGGACAAGGUGUUUUCAUGGUUGCUGUGCUGGUGCAAAGGUAAAGGCUAAGAAAUAGAGAUAUAAGCCCUUUCUUCCAUUGGUCAUCACAGGAAAUGUAAACCCUUUGAAAGCGACGAGCUGUAGGUAUUGGUGAGGACUGAGAAAGCAUACCACCAGUCUGCUGUCUUUUACUAAAUCCUGGUUAAAUCAAAACAACUUAUGCUCCACUGUGGAUCUACCUGGCUUCACUCUCAUAAGUUUAGACAGAGAUGCUAAAGCUAGUGAGAGCGUCUGGCUUUAUUUGUUAACCAGAGAUUGUGUAACUCUUCACACGAGAGAGUUCCGUCAUAUCAUAACAAUACUUGUUUACAUCCCACCCCAGGCAACGGCUGAAGUUUCAUGUGAUGUUCUCCAUGAAACAAUUGCUAGGGUUCAGACUCAACAUAAUGAGAAACUGGUGAAAAAAUCUGGCACUUCAUAACACCUUGAUGGACCGAAAAAAAAGGACAGAGAGAUUCAGAAGAUCUUUUGUACCCACAGGCAUCAGACUUCUUAAUUCUUCUAUAGACAAGAUGACACUCCAGACAAACAAAUUUUCCUAUUGGGAUCAAUAAAGUUCUUGUCUUUUUUUGUAUUGUAUUGGAAUACCAGUCAUUUGUUGUAUUGAAGCUGUGGCGUGGGCCAUAGCUCUUGAGAGCUUUAAAAAAAAAAAAAAAAAAAAAGGUUCUUUGUUGACUCCUAGUGAGUAAAAAGUCGAAGUCCAUAUGAAACCACAAUUAUGUUUUCAUGUGCUUUAAUUCUUAAAUUAGAAAUACUCUUAACACAAAAUGAAUCUUUUAAGUCCACAUCAAGUCAUGAUGAAUUCAGUGUCAACACUAAUUUCAUAGACAUCAUUUUAAAUAUUGGAAUUUGAAUUUGGGCUAAAACUUACACACUGCUUUGCUGUUAAGUGGAUAUCAGUUGAUAUCAUUAUUAUUGAGCUGAUCUAACAUGUUAAAUGAAAAUCUUAAUCUGUAAAGCUUAUACUUACUUAGGCUUACAUGCUAAUGAGGUAAGGAGAGUGGAAGAAUUGGAGUAGAGGUUUUAAAAUGAAUUCCUUAAAAGAAAAUUACCAUUAAAAUUUAGAAAAAGGAGAACGAUGUAUGACUUUCCACUACAAGUGAGCGAUGGGUAAAACAUUAAACUUCAAUAUUUGUAGUCAUUAAGCCGCCUUAUUAGAUGCUUAUUCCAGUUUCUAAUUACAGUGGAAGUGUGGGUGCUUUGUUGUCAUCAGACUCAUCACCUCCAAUCCUGUUGAGGCAGCUCUGGUAUCUUGGUCUAGAUGUGUCACAGAGCCAUUAACACGGGUGAUGAGUCACUGUGUUGUCGAGGGCUCUGUGGCCUCAGUGUGAUGUAUCAGACACCCACAGUGUGGUUCCCAGAGCUCUCUGCCAGUCACUGUGGCCCUGCCUGUUGGCUAGCUGCUCUGCCAGGGAGGCUUACAGGCCAGAAGUGUUGAAGGGAAAGCCCAGGAGAGCCGAGGAUAUGAGCUGCAGUGGCCAAGUGGUAAAUUCUCACCUGCUACUAAGUGAGAAUUAGGACUGUGAUCGUUUUCCUUUCACACUGUGAGUCACAUAACCUCAGUUCCACAACCUGCUGUUAUCUUCCUGUGUGUCCAUGAUGGUCGACAAAAACAAGACUAAAAGAGUUUCUCUUGUUUAGCCUGAAGAAAUGGGCCCUCACUACCCCACUGGUAUCCCACGCUGCAGCAGCAGAUGCUUUGCUAAAUAAUGUCCUGCUUUUCUGCUUUUUUUCCAGGUGUUUCUUCAAGUCAUCGGAGGGAUCGCAGUAGCAGCCGUCAUCAUUCCCUGGAUCCUUAUUCCCGUCGUUCCCCUCCUCGCAGUAUUUUUAUUUCUGCGAUCCUACUUCCUAAAGACCUCUAGAGACAUCAAGCGACUGGAGUCUACCAGUAAUUAUUUUUUUGGGGACGGUGGGGUGGGCAUGUCCAUUCGUGGAAAGAGACAAAAGCAGACCACAGGAAUGCUAAUAGACCAUUGAAGAAAGCCAUGGUCAUUAGCAUAAAGGCUAAAGGUGGCGGUGGCCUAUGGCUCGGCCACACGCAGUUUCCUCAAGAGACGGGAGUUCAUGACAUCACAUACAAUGGGAAAAAUGCCAAGUGGGCAUGACUAGGCCAUUGCAGGCUUUAGUUCAUCUAUUUUAUUCUGGGCUGGGAGCCCAAACGCACAUUGGCCAACAGGUUCCAUCAUCUUAAAGAACAAAAGUUGUAUUAAACAGCUCAGAGGAAACAUUUAGGUUUUGUUUUUGGUUUUGUGCACUUAACAAAAAGAGAAACAAAGCAGCACUCAAUUGCAACCUUUCCCCAUAUACAACCUGUUUCUGCAUCCAGAGAAUCUAAAUGAUCUGUGUGACACCAUAACCACACUUUUUAUCCAGGAAAUUGUCACCUUUUUUUCUUCUUUGCAACACGUCUCUUUUUCUAUUUUGCCCAUUUUAAUGUUGAAUAUUUUGGGACACACGUAGUCAGUUUGAAACACACAAAAAAAACAGACAGAUUUCCUGAAAUUGUGUUUAUUACCAACUGUAGUUCAAAAUGUGGAACAUAUUUGGUUUUAGGAACGUAACUGGAGUUGUAUGAAGAGAAAAAAGUUGGUGUUAUGGAUGCAUGUUUGUGGAAAUGCUAACAGAGAUUGUGUUUUAUUUGUUCAAGCUCGGAGUCCUGUCUUCUCCCACCUCUCCUCAUCUCUCCAAGGCCUUAGCACCAUCCGUGCCUUCAAAGUUCAGCAGAGGUUUCAGGAAAUCUUUGAUGAUAAUCAGGAUCUUCACUCAGGUGAGAAUUUAAUUUACUUUUUAGUUGAGCAUAUUUUACUCAUCGUUGAUAUGCACUAACAUAUGUUGUUGAAUUUUAGACUAUAGAGAUUAGGUUACACUUGUCAGUUAUCAUGUGUUUGCCAACAGAGGCCUGGUUUUUAUUCCUGACGACGUCUCGCUGGUUUGCUGUGCGUCUCGAUGGGAUCUGCUCCAUUUUUGUCACCCUCACUGCCUUUGGCUGCCUUUACCUCAGGGAUGGUACUGUAUGCACAUUACACUGUUGACAUGUGAGGCAUCAGAAGUGAAACCAUGAUGAUCGACUCAUGGAUGGGUCUGUUUUUCUAUGCUAUAGGGCUGGAACCGGGUGCAGUGGGUCUGGCUCUGUCUUAUGCGGUGACACUUACAGGCAUGUUCCAGUGGGGAGUUAGACAGAGUGCAGAGAUCGAGAACAUGGUGAGAGAACAUCACCACACUUAUGUGUGUUUAUGCUCUUUAAUUAUCAAUUCAGUUCAAAGACAGUUUCAGAACUGCACCCCUUAACUUUAGUAAGAUAAGUAAGUGGAACAAAGAUCUACAACUCUCCUGUAAACAGCGUUUGCAACCUAAAGUUUAGUUUAGUUAUUACAAUUUGUGCUAGAAAAACCUGAGUUUAGUUUUUAGUUUUUUUAGUUCAACAGUUUUUGAGGUUUAACAAAUUAAAAUACAUUGUUUUUGCUGCACACAACACAGAAAAAAAUAUACUCAAACAUCAGGCAACUGUUGCUUUAGGUUAGUUACAGCAUUUUCAGGUUUCCUACCCUUAUCUGACAACAACCCACCUGACUGUCCCUCGAUCCCACCCAUCCUUCCUCUCACCCUGUUGUCCCCUGAGGUCAAGAUUCUAUACAUGAGAGCACAUCAAUGUUUCUAAGUUACAAUACGAAUGAUAGUUUUUAGUUUUUUAUGCGAUAAUUUGUUGCGUACAGAGAUUUUUAAAGUUCUAGAUAUUUUAAAAUAAAACAAUUAUUAAACGUUUUAAGAAAAAGACAUAUUUGUGAAGUGGAACUGGGGAUGUAAUGCCAAUCAAUUUGGUAUAAAUUCAUGUUAAAUUUGGGUACCAAUGUUCUUAGAGUGAUGCUGGAGACUCAAAAUCUGCAUGUUUUAGCAUCUGCAGUGGUGAUUUCUCUCAAUCUUCAACUUUAGCUCCACCAACAAUAAACAAUACAAAACCGCUUGGGUGCCCCUUUAAAACAGAUUUAUAUAAUUAAGUCUGGUUGAGACUAUAAAUAAGCCUCAGGUUCAGUUUAUGCCAGUCACAAUUGUUUCAAAUAUAUCAUAAAGCAACAUUAAUAUAUCAGAAUAAAGGUUUUUAAAACAUGCACGACUAUGAAUGUGUUAAAUAACACUUCUUUUAAUAGAUGACAUCAGUGGAGAGAGUGGUUGAGUAUGCUGAGCUGGAGAGUGAAGCACCCUGGGAGACGGACAAACAGCCUCCGCCUGACUGGCCAACCACAGGCUCCGUCACCUUCGACAGAGUCAACUUCUCCUACAGUGCCAGCGCACCUUUGGUCCUGAAGAACCUGACUGUUGUCUUCAGACCCAGAGAAAAGGUGUGUGUCUUUAUUCCCACCUGUGCAUGCUCACUGGUGUGCACUCUCUGUGACGCAGGUUAAUAUGCAGCCGCUGUAGAGGGUGUGGUGUGAUUCUCUUUAUUUAUGUGGCUUUAUUUUCAAAUCAAUUAUUAAAGGGACACCAUAUUGUGCGGCAGAAUCUUCAGUACUUUACCAUUUGUGAUUCAUGGAAUACAUAUCAUGUAAUUAAGACUGUUCAAGUGGAUCCAUUUGUUUCCUAUUUGCAUUUUGAGCUACCUGCCAGUGACAACUGUUUAUUCACUGUAAGAGAGAGGAGAGGCCGAGGGGAGGAGAGCGAGAGGGUGAAGCAGAGGGAGAUGGUUGAGGAUGAUUGAAAUUGUGUUUAAUGCAGGGGGUGUAUUUUGCAUGGCUAUGGUUGGCCAGGGCGGCUGAUUUCACAAUGGAUGGGUUGAUAAGUGUAGGGGCCCUGGCUCAUGGGAGGGAUCUCUGCCACAUGCCAUGGGGGUGAAAGGCUUUGUGCAUCCUGUCAGUUCCCCUGACACCCUUUCGCACCUACAGUACAAUAUCCAUCCAAUCUUGCCCUCACUACACUCAUAUACUCGCCAUAAUUACAUGAAAAAACACACAGCUUGCUACAUCAGUGCUGUGACCCUUCAUAGUUGAAAGAGAUAACACUCAUAAAGGGCAUACUUUCUCUCUCCACGACCAGUAAUGCUCAGUCAACGUCUUUAAAUUCAGCUCUGAAUAGAUAUGAAUAAACUGUAACUGUGCAAUAUGGCAUCCUGAAUGAACUUUGACUUUCUUCAGUGCUGUUUAUAUAAAAUGAGAUUAAAAAGGUAACAUGAUAAGCAUGUUGCCAAGAUUUUUCUUUUGAUUGAUGAAAGCAAGCGAAAAUGUGACUGAUCCAUGUUGAACACUGCUUGACACGCUGUACCAAACUGGUCUGCAUCCAUCAAAUUCCUCAAAUAGCUGAAAGUGACGUUUGUUUACAUUCACUGCCAAUCUGAAAGAAGAGCGGUGUUCUUUCAGGGCAGCUCGAGACGGAUGGACAGGUACACAAAGCCUUUGGGUUCACAUCUUGUCUCCUUUUAGCCGGUCUCUAUAAACAGAUAUCUGCAUAUGAAUGUAGAAUCUGUAGGCGAGGGACGAGAUUUUGGGCAAGUGUUCUGGUUUCUGUUUGUUGUCCACUGUUGUUCCAGUAGUAAAGACGAAUGAUGCAUUAGCCGCCUUUGUCACAUGCAGGAAAACAGUCCAUGUGGAGAGCAAGAGAGGCGUAACGUAUUGGCUGAGUUACAGUUCUUGAGCCAAUCAUCUGUAGUCCAACACAGAUUAAUCAUCUCCAUUAGCAGAUAUCUGAAUGUGAUUUUGGAUAACUAUCUUUAAGCUAGUCUGCAAACAAGGGCCCGUACUAAGAGGAAAGCCUGAAAUAAAGACCUCCUCACUGUUUGAGAACAAUGACAGCUCAAGCAAUUUGGCAACAGAGAACAAUAGUUUUUAAAUAUAUGUGAGGGACUUUGACAAAUGGUCAAAAAUUCCCUAAUCCGUUUUAUUUCCAUGAGUAGAUAGAAUAUACAAACAAGUGGAGAAAUACUCAGUGGGUAGAGUUUUUUUAUGGAAAAGCAGGCUCCAAUGGGAAACAAAGCACCUGUUACUCAACACUUACAGCUUCAUUAUGUGUGAACACUGACUCUCAAAUAUCACAACAUGGAUUCUGAGUUUUAAGUCUUGAAAUCAAAAACCCUCCCAAGCCAAAGAUAAAGUUCAGAAGACCAUGAUUUAUGAGAUGUGGAUCAUAAUAAAAGAAGAAGAAAAUUACAUAACAGAGUGUAUUGCACCUUUAGAGGCUCUGAAGAUUGCCUCUAUCAAAUCAGUUUGCAGAAUGUGGCCAAUGUUAGCAGAGUUAGCGCAACUAUUCAGUCCUCUUUUAAGGUUAACACUCACAUGAAUGUGUUGUGCACCAUGCUAUAAAUUAAUACCUAUCUGUGGUCGUUUACAUCUGGGUAGUAGACAUAGACUGUAUAUAUUAUGGAAAACUUGAUUCCGCCUCCCGUCAUUGUAUGAAUUUUAAGCCAAAGUGCUCUUGGUAUUUCUGAGAUUUUAUCCCUUUACUGUUAAGUGAUUAGUGGAGAGAGUUGUUGUGAUGAUGCUCUACUCAAACAGCGUACCCCCUGGAUGUCCUAUCUUAUGCCCAUAUGCAAGUGUCAAUCAUAGAAAACAUGAACCUCUAAUAACUUUUUAAAAAGUUGCAAUGAGGGGCAAAAAAAUUAAAUAUGACCAGUUUAAUUUUUAAAGUUUGUGCACUGCUCCUUUCAUUUUGCUGGAGGAGGCGUGGUUUACCUAUACUGCAACCAGCCACCAGGGGGUGCUGUUCUCGCGAAGGCUUCACCAAGCAAGGAGGCAGAUGACAUCCAUUCUAUAUACAGUGUGUGGUAGUAGAGCAUUAUCGGACUACUAUUCAUCAUGAUUAUCCAUGGUAUGAUGACCCUUGUUGUUCCCUCCUUUCCUGAAUUUUUAGUUUGGGGUUAUUCAGAGGAAACUGCUCACCUCCAGCUUAAAAUAUUAACUUAUGUAGCACUUCAAAUAUGUAAAGCUUGACACUCUCAAAAACAUGUUAAAAGGAAAACUUCUGGUACUACCUGUACGGAAAACCAAUAACUGGAAACUCAGAGAAGCCAAGGUUUCUGUAAUUUUGCUCAAUUGUGCUACUUUCUCAAUGCAUCCUAUCCACCGUUCCUCAUUUCUGUUUAACUUGGAGGCCACUAGUUCUGUUCGCAAUUCAACCAUACCUGUACACUCUUUGCUGCAGCUCCUCCAGAUGAAGGGACUGCUGUAUUGUACUUUUACAAUGAAUGUGUCAGUGAAAUCCUCUUGACAUAAGGUCACAAGUGGUUUGGAGAAAGAUUGUUCGCUCCUCUGAAAUGUUUCUGACAAGGUGAAGCAUCUCAGAGUGUGUUAUAGUGGGUUCUAUAUGUGCUAAGUAAUCUGUGGCCAUUUUAGUUGAAACAUUAAGCACACUUGUUGACUCUCUCUGUUUCCACAAUCAAUGCAUCUUGACUGUUUGGUUUUGUUUUCGCCCAGAUAGAGCGAAAGAGAAGGAGAGUUGCUAUGUGCCGUUUCAGCAGAACAAAGUGCCGUGCUCAGAGAAAGAAAUCUGAGUGGUGCCACAUUCAGCCUUACCCCGCCCUGUGCAUUUAAUCAUAUUUAGAGUUAAUUUAGAUCCUGGAUCAUUGAGCGUGAUCCUUUCUUCCCUCCAUCUAAAUGGGCAAAGAGGGAGAAUAAUGGCGGUAUUACAUCCUCUCUCUGUGUUGGCAUGUUGUGAGGCGCUCACAGCGGUUCUUUGUUAUGGCAGCAGUAUUGUCGGUAAACCCAAGGCUAAACAAAAGGUUGCCAUUUGGCUAUGUAAUGCCAUAUAACAGGCCUAUGUGUUGGCAGGCAGCAGCGUGUGGCAUCAACAGCCCAGUUCAGUGGGACCAAAAAAAAAAAUUGCCUUGUGGUGCCAUCAGCGGGGCUGUUUCCAAAGGUUGCAUCGGGAUCUUCCGAAUGGAAAAUAUUCUGCUUUCAUCCAAUUUUAAAAAAUCUGAGAGCAGCUUGAUUUAGACAGGUUAUUUGCUGUGUGGGUGUCCUUUGGCUCUAUACAGUUGUAUUGGUGGCAUUUAAUGGCCUUUUUUUUUUUGAAACCAAUUUCCUGUAAGGCAAACUAAAGGGACAUUUACGUCAACUAGAGAUUACGUAUGUCCAUCCACUCUAAGCAGCUCAAGCGUUACUAGUCAGUCAAAGUAUACAAAAAAUGUGUUAUUGUCCACCCAAAAUUCCUGUCAAACAACAUAUCAUGUGGCAGAUGGCAUGUGUUUACAUAUCUGUAUUUAGCUGAGUUUUUUUCCAAGGCUGUAUCUGGUCAAACUGGAGUAUAACCAGAAAGAAUAAGUAACCAGUACUUUAACAUGCAAGGAGAACAGACGGCUAGAGGUGGUGCUGGCUCUGCUAACGUCACACUCUGUAAAGUGAUUUAAGAUUGUCAACCCACAGAUCCUGUGACCACCUUUUAAGCUGUGAGUUUGUACCAAAUUUUGACUGUUUUUGAGCACUCGUCAGUCAGGUCAGUAUUUAAAUUUAUAUUUAAUAUCUCUACCAAACUUUUUUAAUAGCCUCAAAUAUUACUUCAAUGUAUAAACAUUAGCAUGGGAACACACUAAACAGAGAGGCUUUAAACUGCCAGUUUAAGUUCAUUCAUUGUUAGCAUGUUGACAUCAAUUAGCUCAGAGCUGCUAGCGUAGUUUCAGACUCAAAGCAAGAAACCAGCUUUUAGAGUUUAUACUCUUUAUCUGCCAGACAUGUCACAAAAAAGGAUUUAUUUCACCUGCAUUUCACAGAAUACAAUGUUUCCCAUGAAUUUAAAAAAAAAUCUUUUCUCAAUUCAAGUGCUCCCAUUGUAGCUAGCAUGAUAUGUUCCCUCAGGGACAGCAUCUAAAAGUCCAAGGACCAUGAUGAUAUUUAAGGUUUUUUGGCUUUGUUAAAUCUACAGAUAUAUAAAACCUUAUCCUCUCUCCUCUCCAGGUUGGUAUUGUUGGACGCACCGGUGCUGGUAAAAGCUCCCUGGUCUCUGCUUUGUUCCGGCUGGCAGAACCGGAGGGUCGAAUUAUGAUCGAUGGUUUCCUGACUUCUGAGAUCGGUCUACACACCCUACGCCAAAAAAUGUCCAUCAUCCCACAGGUGCCCUUCUUUCUUCCAUCUCAGCAUUAAUGUCCUCAACCAAUGAGUACAUGUAACCUUAAACUAAAAGCUGUAAUGUACUAGAAACUAAGCACAGGAAUUCAGCCUCUACAUUAAUAUUGCACUCUUCAUAUUUUCUGGUACUGCUGGACAUUUUUCGACGUUUCUCAAAGCUACUUUGAUCCUCAUGAUUCGAGAAAUGGCAGAUGAACACUGCCGACAGACACCUUCCUGCUCUGGCCCUUGUUUUUUUAAUAUGCCUGGCUUUUAAAAAGCUAAAACAAGUGAGGAGAAUUAUAGUCGUCUCUGAGGGGAUUUCUGAAAGUGAGACAAACGGAUGCCUUGAGACAGUUUAACUUUAUUUCCGCUUGUUGAAACUGAUACGGCAUUAAGAAAAUGCCAGCCUGCGGGUGAGUGUCAGCCGAGUGGAGGGAGGGGAGAAGACUCCCACGGCCUGCACUGUGAAGAGAGCAGUUCCCCAUCCCUGACAGAGGAUUAGCCCUCUACCCCCCAAACAUGGGAAAGCUGCUUAGAAGAAGUCUCCCCCAUCCUCACAGUCAGAGUCCCCCUCGCACACCGUCACUUUGCCCAAGUCUCAAACAUUUCUCGGGUGCAGCCAAGAUGCCCAAAAACAGUUUCAUUAAUGCUUUGCCGUGUAUUUGAUAGGUUUCUGGCAUCACUACUACUCCAGAUAAAGUUUUACUUCUGAGUCCAAACUAGUUUGAGAUGGAUGUGAUGUGUGUUUGAUGUGAUUUUGUUUACUCGAUCUGUCUCUCCUUGAGGGAGAGACUCACACAAAGUGGCAGGUUACGAGUCAGAACCUGAAACACAUGCCCAUCUCUAUCCUAUACGGGAUGACAGUUCCAUGAUACGACGUCUCUCUAUAUCAAGAGGAGCUGAGUUUCUCUGUAUGGAGCUCUUAGUUUUACAAACUUCUUGUGAGAAACCUCUUGGAUUCACAAAUAUUCAUCUGAAAGCUCUUUAUUCUCCUGCUAGACUUCAGAGAUAAAGUGAUAUUCACUCAGCCUUGAUAUCAAUUGCUUGUUGCCUUACGUUUUCACAGAAUUUGAGAGUGCGAUAUGUAUACUAUACAUUUCCAGUGAGGAGUUUCAUUAUUUGCCACCCAAAGAUUUGAUUAUGAUAAGCUUUUAUUAGCAUAUGGCAUUAAAAAAGGAUCCAUUUCCAUUUCUAUUGAAUUCUCAGGAAUGACUUAGUAAGAAAUGAAUUCUGUGGCAAACAGAGGGCUUAGAAUUGGUGAAGCACAUAAUCGGUCUAUGGAAAAGCUGUGCUUGAAAGCAUUUUUUCCAACCUAACAUUGAAUCCUCAAUUAAAGUGUGUCACAAAACUAGUUUGAAUUGGGACUUCAGCUGGCUUAAUGACAAGACAGUAUGUGAUGGAAGGAAAAAGCUUAUUGGAAGUAAAGAGGUGGAACAUUUCUCUGAGGUACAGGUGGCCGGCUUGGAAUCCUGAAAGCUGUAUUUUUAUGGAUGAAAGUUGAGCAGCUAGUACUGAGUCUCCUGACCUUCAUGAAGCUGUUUGACUAUCAAAAUCAGUAAGGUUGCACACAUGAGCCCGUGCCGGAUUAUUUUUCCUUUGUUGCUUUUGCAGCAAUGAUUCAGAGGCUGUUCCUUAAGAGAGCAACAUCAUGUAUUUUACUUUAACUGCUGUUUCAAUCCCAUAGUCGCCAGGUGAAUAUUUCUCAUUGCCUUUCUAAUAUCAGGAUUGCUGCUUUAACUCUUCUCUAUUGCUUCGACUGUCACGUCUCACUUAAGAUUGCAUCAAAUGACUCUCGCAGACCUCAGUGUCAUAAGUUCAGCCGUAUGUACUCACAGAUAAAACAAAGAAGAAAAUGAGGCUUUUGAAAACCUUAUCUAAAGACGUUCUUGUAGAGAGUCCCACUAAGUGUGCCAUACAUCACUUCACUAUUGCAGCUGGAUUUAUGAAUAAAUAUCUGCUCUGACAUGAGGAGGUGCCUGCUCGCCUCUGUUUAUCAGGUUAACCACAAACAGAGUGGCAUGUUGGAGAAGUGCCUGUGGACUUGCGGGCUCAUUCCUCUGCACUGUAAUAAAGAGCUUUAUUUACUCUCUUAAAGAUGGCUGUGCAGCUGAAACCUUGAUACAGGAGUGUGGCUCACCAUAAAUACAUAUCUUGGACAUCCUAGCUGUCUGCCACUGGAGCCUGUCCAUUCAUGAAGGCAAUCAGCUGAUGUGAUAACUUUUCUUUACAGAGUAGAGCUGUUACUUUUUGCGGACACUUUAAGAGAUUAUCAGUUUGAAAAGCUCCCGUAUGAAAUUAUUUUUUAUGAUAACAGUCACUAGAUUGUGCUUUUUUGUGUCAUAUUAUAAAUUCAGACAACCACGCAAUAGCUCUGCUUUUCUAAGUAAAAAGAUCAACUUAUUGAAGAGUGAAUAGAGCUCCUGAGUGGAGAAAGCCCUUUGUGAACAUCUUCCCCACAAACACUGCGUAGCGGUGCUCUGCAAAGCUUGUCUUAACCCUUUCAUACAUCUUCCCCCUCGUCAUUAUCUUAACUGGCCACGGCCUUCUCUUUCUAUAUCCAUCUAUCCACAGGACCCAGUUCUCUUCACGGACACCGUGAGGAAGAAUCUGGACCCUUUCAGGCAGCACACAGAUGAGGACCUGUGGAAUGCACUCCAAGAGGUACUCCAGCGUGGCUCUGAAUGAUUCCCCCUAGCCGGCCCAGGGGGGGAUCCCUCUGUCCCCCUGUACAAUGCGGCCAUUCAGCCUCCCUACUCGCCACAAGUCAUGGGGGGAAAUCCCAUUAGGGCCAUGGGGCCCAGCUCAAUGUGCGGCUUGUAACUGGGAACCAUUGAAAGUGCUGGGGGAGAUGUGUUUGGGCAGUCAGGCCAACCAGGAUGAAGGCUCCCCCCACAGUGAAGGGCUUCAGCUCCUGGUCCUGCCUCUGAAUGGGUUUGGUGGCCUGGAUUAAAGCUAGAGGCUGGCCACAAGAGAGCACUGGCCAAGGUCAUCAGUGGACCUGGCCCUGCAUUGUGCCAGGCGGUUAAUGGGUGUGUUUGGAUAGCUCUUUAAAGACAUCCCCACAGGAAGCCUUUAUGCAGGAGUAAUGAAGGGUUGGGGCUCUGCUCUCCCUCUCCGCAGGUGCAGAUGAAGGCCGUGGUGGAGGACCUGCCCAAUAAGCUGGAGACGGUGCUGACCGAGUCGGGCUCCAACUUCAGUGUGGGCCAGAGGCAGCUGGUGUGUCUGGCCAGGGCCAUCCUCCGGAAAAACCGCAUCCUUGUCAUUGAUGAGGCCACAGCUAAUGUGGACCUGAGGUCAGGGACACUUGAGUCGUCGAGUUAAACACUUGCUAUGAAAAUUUGAAUAGUCCUUUCCUCAUGGAGCUUGUUAAACACAGACUUGUACAGCUCUGGUUGGUAUAAUAUUCUUGUUUCAACUCAUUUUAGCCCCGUUAAAAAAUGCACAAUUGAAACAGUUUAGGUUUUCUGACUAAAAAUAAGAAAAAAAACAUAAACUCUAAAUACCCAUGUAACUCGAGUGAAAGGAGCUUGCCAUUCUUUAUUUGACUCCUGCUGCUGCUCGUACCUCUGUGCUGCUGAUGAGCCAUUGUUCUGUGUUAAGUAAAAUCCCUGCCUAAGGGUCUAUAGGAAGAGAGUUUUUGUGCUGAGGUGUUGUGUUCCCGCUCCUUUAGAACUGACAGCCUCAUCCAGCAGACGAUCCGGGACAAGUUUCAAGAGUGUACCGUCCUCACCAUCGCUCACAGGCUCAACACGAUCAUUGACUGUGACAGAAUACUGGUAAGAAAGAAGGCAGUAACUUUCCACCAACCAGCACCUAACACCGUACCUUAAAUAAAUCCUCUACUCUUCUGUCUGCAGAUAUUUAAAAACAGAUCGAGGACUAAAAACACAAACUUUCAUCAACCUGUCCCAUUCUUUCUUUUCUCUACUCGCUCGACACUCAUGAGAUUGCACACAAACACCUCCUCCUUUCUUUUCAAGGAGCCUCCUGAACAAUCUUAACAGACUUUUAAUUCACUUGCCCUAUUUUGCAACAGCUGGCCUGAUUUCUCCCGCACAGCAUUCCCUCUCAUUGAGCGCCCACUCAUGCCACUUGAUCUUUGGCCCUUUCCUGCAACUUCCUGCAGAGGUGCCAAUUAGUGCCAUUUGUGGCAGCAUUUGUUAAGUGCCUACAAAGGGCAGGGCACGACCUGGUGCCGGCUCGGUCACUAAGGGGGCUGCUGGGAGAAGCCAAAUAUCACACAGCGGGGACUGUUUCACACCUACACUCUUGUUAAGCCCCCAGAUUGUUGCGCACUCCAGGAGAACUAAAUUGGGGGCCCACCUGAAUUGAAUUUCCACACCGAAAGCUUUGCAAUAUUUAGACUCACAACGUUCUCCAAGAGUCAAACUUCAUCUCCUCUUAUUCUGUCGAUUAUGACAGCUGCUGCAGAAGCCUCCCUUUCACGCUAAACACGCCCUGAAACUAGGCUUUAGCGUUAACAAACUGUUCAUUACAGCUGUAAGGGGAUGGAGCUUGUUAAAAUUUGUCUGUGAUAUAAUUGCAGUCUUUUUCCAAACUGCUUGAAUUGACACUAUUCUUUGUGUGGUUCAUACGGCAUGUGAUGACACAGAGAUGAUGGUAAUUUUCUCGAGUGUUUUAAAGCUGUGAUUGUCGGAUUUGACUGAGGACCACCCCUGAGCUCGCUGAAAUGCCAAGAUAAAUACACAGAUCAUUCACUGAUCUCCAGUCUGUCAGAGUCAGCGGGCUUGACUUUCACACUGCUAACAGGCUGUGCUCAUUGUCCAUGGAACUGUUGAGCAGAAAACAGGCACCUGUGUUUGCUGUUGGAUGAGUCACGUAAAAUGGAUGGUUCCUAUGUACGCAGAACUACCGUUUCCCCCAUUCUUCUCGCACAGUCUGCGUGCAUCACUCAGCAGAGAAACAGCUGAAAUGUCAGUUUUCCCUGCAGAAAAGUACAGGUGGUACAAACGCACAGAUGCAUUCACACACACCCUGCAUUGUACGUGUGAUUGCAGGUUCUGGCUGCAGGUAGGAUCCAGGAGUAUGACCAGCCGUAUGUGCUGCUGCAGAACCAGGAUGGGCUCUUUUACCAGAUGGUCCAACAGACAGGCAGAGCUGAGGCUGCCUCUCUGCUGCACACCGCCAAACAGGUAACCACACCCACUUUUGUCCCAGGACCGAGGGGGGGGUCACUAAAUACAUCCCAGACUAAUCCCAGACUCUCCCUUUAACUCCAGCCUUCAUUGCUCACCUCCAAAAUAACACAGUUAAGAGAGAGAAGAUGUGCAUAACCCUGACAAUGCAAAGAGACACUUGAUUAUCAUUUUAAUUCAGAGUGCCAACUCGGAGCGCUGCAACACCAUAACAUCAAUUCCAAGAGAGAGAAAUUGUCUCUUUGUAGAUUUACAUCCUCAGAUUCUUAUCAAGGAAACUCUCUGUAUAAUCUUUUUCUCAUAAUGUAAUUUUGAGAUCAUUUCAGAGAUGAUUCGAGAAAAGCAGCUUUCUUUGCGCUAUAUCUAUUUGGAAAUAUUGGGUUUUACUUCAUCGUGAUUUGGGAUAAACUUUCUAUGGGGAUUACUGUAAUAGAGAAUGUCCAUAUUUUUUCCCUGUGAAAUUCAUUUGUGAUGUAUUUCCCCUUUAGACACUGAGCAGAUAAGAGGCGGCUAUUCAUUGUUCAAUUCCAUUUUAUGUGCAUCUGUCUGGGACUACAGAUACCAUAUUGCAACUUCAAACAGGUCUUUGUGAAAUAAGAAAAAGUAGGCAUCAUUUCAUUUUCUCUCUGUCCCUCGCACAAAUUUAUCAGCAGAGCUGUAUCUCCUCAGCCAGAGGACUGAAAUGAGUAAAAUACUGAUUUCAAAGACUCAGCACACUGUGGUAUUAUUUGGUAUCGUCUUACCCCGCACACUGGCGGAUUGGUACCGACAUUGUUCAAGCCGUUACGUUUUCCCUUUCUUUAUUGUAGGGUGCUCUCCUUCAAUCAGAUUACUUCAGCAUCCGUGACUGUCUAGCACCACUUAUUAAAUACUGAGAUGGUCCACAUGUUGUGUGUCAAGUUUCUAUAGUUGUCAGUCAAGGUUUAAAUACAUUCAAUAAUCUGAUAUCUACCUCUGGCUCUUUUUGUGUGUUGAAGGAGAAUCCUAGAGUAGACAGUGAGGUUGACCUGUUGCCAUCCUUUCACCAACUUCCCCUCACUCAACUGGUCUUUCUUCCUCAGCCUCUCUGUGCUGAGGAAUCCAGGAUUUUUCAAAAAUAACAUUUGCCAAAAUAAAACAAAUUAUUCCCUGUUUUUUUUUCUUCCCCUCAAUAUUUUCCCUCAAUGUUCAUGAGGCUAAAUAAGCCACUUUUGCAUGCUUUAGCAAACCACAAAUCCCCUUCCUCUAGCUCUGACUGCACCUGUCAUAAACCACACCUUCACAGAUUGUGGCUCAGAUUAGCUUAAACUGUGUGCUUGUGUUCUGUGACACUGCCUCCCUGAUCCGCUUCCAGGUUUACACGAACAAAAAGCGGGUGACAGACGUGCACUGUGCCAAGGACAUCUGCGUCAUCUUUGAGACAUCUCUUUGA